AUGAAUGAACCUAUUGAAAAUGACACUACUAUAAUCCCUUAUGACUUCGAAUUCCCAAUUAACCAAGCGGAAGAAGGUGAUGAGGACGAUUGUGAACUACCAGAAGAGUUAGCAAGAUUGCUGAAGCAGGAGGACAAAGAAAUUCAAUGUCAUCAGGAACCAGUGGAUGUGAUCAAUCUGGGGACUGAAGAAAACAAGAAAGAAGUUAAGGUCGGCGCUUCCUUGAAAGAUGAAGUCAAGAAAAGGUUGAUCGAUCUCUUACAUGAAUACUCAGAUGUGUUUGCCUGGUCAUACCAGGAUAUGCCGGGAUUAGACACGGACAUAGUCGUACACAAAUUACCACUCAAACCAGAAUGCCUGCCAGUUAAGCAAAAAUUGAGAAGAACCAGACCAGACAUGUCUCUAAAAAUCAGGGAAGAGGUCAGAAAACAACUCGAUGCUGGGUUCCUAGCUGUUGCAAAAUAUCCAGAAUGGAUGGCUAACAUAGUUCCUGUUCCAAAGAAAGACGGCAAGGUUAGAAUGUGUGUAGAUUAUCGGGAUUUGAAUAGAGCGAGUCCUAAGGACAAUUUUCCACUACCGCACAUCGACGUACUUGUAGAUAACACCGCUCAGUUCUCACUCUUCUCUUUCAUGGAUGGAUUCUCGGGUUAUAACCAGAUAAAAAUGGAUCCUGCAGACAUGGAGAAAACCACGUUUAUCACUCCUUGGGGCACCUUCUGUUAUAAGACUGAAGAGGAUCACAUAGUCAACCUACAAAAACUUUUUGAUCGUCUAAGAAAGUUCAAGUUACGUCUGAAUCCAGCAAAAUGUACUUUUGGGGUCAGAUCAGGAAAGUUACUAGGGUUCAUAGUCAGCCAGAGGGGAAUUGAAGUCGAUCCCGAUAAAGUGAAAGCUAUCCAAGAGAUGCCAUCCCCAAGGACGGAAAAGGAGGUUCGAGGAUUCCUAGGGAGAUUGAAUUACAUUGCUAGGUUCAUCUCACAUCUUACAGCUACAUGUGAACCAAUCUUCAAGUUACUCAGGAAAAAUCAAGCCAUCAAGUGGAACGAAGAUUGUCAAAAAGCCUUCGACAAAAUCAAGGAAUACCUGCAAGAGCCACCUAUCUUGGUACCACCAAUCCCUGGGAGACCACUUAUAAUGUACCUAACGGUACUUGAUAACUCUAUGGGAUGCGUAUUGGGACAACAAGAUGAGACUGGAAAAAGGGAGCACGCAAUCUACUAUCUAAGUAAGAAAAUUACCAAUUGUGAAUCCCGAUAUUCACUCUUAGAGAAGACUUGUUGUGCCCUAGUGUGGGCUGCUCGGCGGCUUAGACAAUAUAUGGUGUGUCAUACCACUCUAUUGAUAUCCCGAAUGGAUCCUAUCAAGUAUAUUUUCGAGAAGCCUGCAGUAACCGGGAGAAUAGCCCGAUGGCAAAUGUUACUAACCGAAUAUGACAUCCAGUAUGUCACACAAAAGGCCAUAAAAGGAAGUGUGUUAGCAGAUUAUCUUGCACAUCAACCAACAGAAGAUUAUCACCCUAUACAGUUUGACUUUCCUGACGAAGAUAUUAUGGUGAUAAAGGAUUGCGAGACCCCAGGUCCCGAUGAAGGACCUGAACCAGGAUCACGAUGGAAAUUGGUAUUUGAUGGUGCUUCAAAUGCAACCGGACAUGGAAUCGGAGCUGUCAUAACCUCCCCAACAGGGUACCAUAUUCCUUUCACUGCUAGGUUAUGUUUUACCUGUACGAACAACAUGGCAGAGUAUGAGGCGUGCAUCCUAGGGAUUAACGAAGCCAUUGACUUAAGAAUCAAGAUUCUAGAGGUAUAUGGAGAUUCAACUCUUGUUAUCAAUCAAAUCAAGGGAGAAUGGGGGACUCAUAAUGCUAAGUUAAUCCAGUACCGAGACCACGUCCGGAAGAUGAUUACUUACUUUGAUGAAAUUACCUUCAAUUAUAUUCCUCGAGAAGAGAAUCAACUAGCGGAUGCCUUGGCCACAUUAUCGUCCAUGUUCAAGGUCAAGUGGUAUAACGAGGCGCCAGCUAUAAGAAUUCAUCGGUUGGAUGAGCCUGCCUAUUGCGUAGCCGUAGAGGCAGAAGGAGAUAAUAAACCAUGGUUUCAUGACAUCAAAAAUUUCCUUCAGAAACAAGAAUAUCCCACGAACGCCUCCAGCGGUGAUAAGAAGACACUUAGAAGAUUGGCUUCCCAAUUCCUCCUUAAUGGGGAGCUAGAUGAAGCAGAAUGGGUGCAAACCAGGUUCGACCAACUAAAUCUCAUAGAAGAGAAGCGCAUGGCUGCAAUAUGUCACGGGCAACUGUAUCAACAAAGGCUUAAGAAAGCAUUCGACAAGAAAGUUCGUCCUCGACACUUUGAAGAAGGUGAUCUAGUUCUUAGGAAAGUCCUACCCAUCCAUAAAGAUCCCCGCGGCAAAUGGACCCCAAACUACGAGGGACCAUAUGUCGUGAAGAAGGCCUUCUCUGGAGGAGCUCUGAUUCUCAUGACUAUGGAUGGAGCUGAGUUACCACGAGCCAUAAACUCAGAUGCAGUUAAGAAAUACUAUGCCUAG
This is a messenger RNA of Lathyrus oleraceus (garden pea), 2541 nucleotides long. RefSeq lists its product as uncharacterized. The record is from RefSeq and is a predicted model, not a curated record. Bases 1 to 2541 code for a protein of 846 amino acids. The transcript is spliced from 3 exons. Gene Ontology annotation, molecular function: RNA-DNA hybrid ribonuclease activity; nucleic acid binding. NCBI's taxonomy places the organism in Eukaryota, Viridiplantae, Streptophyta, Magnoliopsida, Fabales, Fabaceae.